Molecule: messenger RNA, 1922 nt
Organism: Chenopodium quinoa (quinoa)
Lineage: Eukaryota; Viridiplantae; Streptophyta; Magnoliopsida; Caryophyllales; Amaranthaceae
Exons: 2
Coding region: 95-1558 (487 amino acids)
Source: RefSeq, a predicted model, not a curated record
AUUGGAAUUCUCAUUACCAAAACAUUAAUCUGUAUCUUAAACACCUUCCCUUCUAAUUAUUUUCAAUAAUCAGUUACUAAAAACCUCCGCGAAAAUGAAGCUUUCGCGGACUAGAGUGAUGGCUGUCAUCCUCCUCCUUGUCUUGGCUGUGGCCGAGGCAGCAGCCGUUGAUUACACUUCCCCUAGUGAUACAACUACUACCAGUCCUUCCACUCCCACCAAGGAGCCUAAGGAUUCCAAUGUCUCAUCCAAAGAACCAAAAGAGCCCAAAGAUAAGGAACCUAAGGAACCCAAGGAGCCUAAAGGGCCGGGGGGUACUCCACCUUAUACCCCUCCAUCACCACCCACGCCCACCCCGUCUCCACCAACACCCACUCCAUCGCCACCAACACCUACCCCGUCACCACCCACUCCCACCUCGUCACCACCAACACCCACCCGGUCACCACCCACUCCCACCCCAUCGCCACCCACUCCCACCCCGUCACCACCAACACCCACCCCGUCACCACCCACUCCCACCCCAUCGCCACCAACACCCACCCCGUCACCACCCACUCCCACCCCGUCACCACCAACACCCACCCCAUCACCACCCACUCCAACCCCAUCACCACCCACUCCCACCCCGUCACCACCAACACCCACCCCGCCUUCAUCCUCUAAUCCUAAGCAAGUAAGGUGCAUGGACAGGUACUAUUCAUCUUGCUACUAUAGGCAGUUUACUUGUCCAGCUGCAUGUGCUGAUACUUGCCAAGUUGACUGUGUUACUUGUAGUCCUGUUUGUGAUUGCAACAAGCCAGGUGCAGUGUGCCAAGACCCAAGGUUCGUAGGAGCUGAUGGAAUUACCUUUUACUUCCACGGUAAGAAAGACCAACACUUUUGUCUAGUCUCCGACUCUAACCUCCACAUCAACGCUCAUUUCAUCGGAAAGCGAACCGCCAACAUGGGAAGAGACUUCACCUGGGUCCAAGCCCUAGGUCUCCUCUUCAACAACCACAAGAUCUACCUCGGUGCCCAAAAGACCGCCACAUGGAACGAUGCCAUUGACCGUAUCUCCCUCUCCUUUGACGGCCAACCCAUUGACCUCCCAGAGGAGGAAGGUGCCAGCUGGCAAUCACCAGCUGGGGAUGUUUCCAUCACCAGAGCUAGGGCUACAAACGCGGUAGUGAUAGAGGCCGAGGGUAACUUCAAGAUCAAGGCAGUAGUUGUCCCAAUCACCGAAAAAGAUUCCUUGAUCCACAAGUAUGGUGUAACCCAAGAAGAUUGUUUAGCUCAUCUUGACUUGAGCUUCAAGUUUAAGUCAUUGAGUAGACAAGUCAACGGUGUCUUAGGUCAAACUUAUGCGAGUAACUACGUGAGUAGGGUUAAGAUGGGCGUUGCAAUGCCGGUCCUAGGAGGCGAAAGGGAGUUCCAUUCAUCCUCUAUUUUCGCUACCGAUUGCGCCGUAGCUAGGUUCAAUGGAAAUGGGAUUGAGAGCUCUGAGGAGAGUAUUGAGUUUGCUGAUCUUAACUGUGCUUCUGGUUUCAGUGGACGUGGUGUUGUUUGCAAGCGUUGAUGCAUGAAUUAAACUAACUUAAGAGUAGUAUAUAAGUUAUUACUCAUUUAAUUAUUAUCUAUUUCUACUUCUUUAAUUAUUUGAUUACCAAGGAAUCAUGUUUAAUUUGUAUGUGGCAUAUUUAUACUUUGAUCAAUUAUUUGAUUGUACAAUAAAGAAAAUUGUGAGCCUUGUAAUGUGUAAUUAUGACCACUGACCACUGUUUUAUUAUUAAUAAUAAAUUUUCAGUGUAUGUUAGUUUAAUAAAUAAGUGAAAAAAUUAAAAAUGGAACAUAAUUAAAAAUUUACGUAUGAGGACGGAGGACAGAUAAUGAUUCAAGUCAUAGUAGUUUAUAUAAGAACAAACCUUCACUUUCUGCCCACC